Malus domestica (apple) is the source of this 3084-nucleotide messenger RNA. RefSeq names its product N-acetylglucosaminyl-phosphatidylinositol biosynthetic protein gpi1-like. Gene Ontology annotation, cellular component: membrane. The record is from RefSeq and is a predicted model, not a curated record. Gene Ontology annotation, biological process: GPI anchor biosynthetic process. Lineage: Eukaryota; Viridiplantae; Streptophyta; Magnoliopsida; Rosales; Rosaceae.
GAAAUACAGCGUCUUGGUCACUUCGUCUGCAUCUCCACCCACAUCCCUGGGUUGUCUCCUAUUCUCCCAGAAAUCAGCAACCAUACUCACAACGAUGAUGGAUGUAGGGUUUGGUGGCCAAAGCAACUAUCAUUGAGGAAACCAUCGUCAUCAUCCUCUAAUUUCUUGCUUGGUUGGUUCGUUUCUUCCUCUCCGUCUUCUCUCGACGUCGUCGUCGCUUUCGCGUGCACUGAGCUUGCGCUUUCUGGUAUCCAAUCAACCCUCCAGGGUUUGGGAAAUUGGUACAUUGAAAUCAUAUAUUGUUUUCAGGGAAUUCUUCGCAACACGAAUGGAAGGAUGCCUGUGUUGCUUCAGGAUAAGUCUAUGAUGUGUGUAUUGGGUCAAAUUUUUGAGGACCAAAUAGAAGAAGAUCAAUCUCAUUCUUCUUGUGGGUGCCACAAGCUCAGUGGAUCAGUAGGACCAUGUAGGGAAAAUUUCGAGGGAAAUGGUUAUUGGAUUCGGAUGUUAUGUGAUCCUCAAGAACAUAUUGGAAAGGACAUUACUUGGAUUCCUAAACUGCAUCACGUUCACUGGAAUGGGAAGGUCGUGUCUCGAUGUGAUGUCCACCUAAUAUUAUAUGAGACUCCUACCUAUGGUGCCCACCAUUUCUCAUUACAUCCUUGGAAUUCAUUUGAGCAAGUGAGUGCGCCUAUGAGAAAACCCAAAUGGGUUGAUGAACUUCACCAAAAGCAACCACUCCUUGAUUUGGAUACAGUCAUUCUGGCAAUUAAUAGCUCCGCUACCGCUGAAAUUGUUUUUGAAAAAUGCAUAGGUCCCAAGACGUCUUUUGUGUGCUUUUCUACUGUUUACAUGUUUCUGGGCUUCGCAUGGCAACUAUUCGCCAUGUCUGUGGCUUCAUUAUCCACUUUAUUCUAUGUCGUUCUUCAGUUUCUCUAUAGCCUUCUGAAUUAUGCAUCGGACUCAUGUAUAAACCUUAUAUUAGUAAAGGUAUUCAGCAGCUCAAGGAUAAAUAUCAGAAUCCGUGGUUCUCAGAUCUUGUAUUGGCCAAUCUUUCUUCAAUAUAAUGGAAUGAGGUCGCUAUCAAGUGUGGAAUACGCAGAGAAAGCUGCAUUGCAUAAGCAUUCCAUGUGGUCAAGUUUAGCUGUUGAUGUGCUUCUGGGAAACUUGUUUGGUUUGGUACUGUUGUAUCAUGCAGAAUCUGCUUGCAUAUGGAUAUUAAAAUUUUCCAGUGACAUUACAAAUGAGUUAUUGCGCUCAGGCUGUGUGUGGUUGAUGGGGGUACCUGCAGGUUUUAAGUUAAACAAUGAAUUGGCAGAAGUUCUUGGGAUGAUUUCUUUAACUGCUAUCCAGAUUUGGUCUACCAUUUGGAUCUUUUUGGUGUCCCACUUUCUUUAUUUCAUUAGAGGACUUGCCAUAUCAGGAAUCAUUUUUGGGGUGACUAUACCUGCUGCUUUGAUAAUCGACUUGAUUGCUCUAGCAACGUUGCAUGUGUCUACUCUUCAUUGGUUGAUAUCGCUUUUAUAUUCAACUCAGAUACAGGCAUUAGCAGCUCUCUGGCGCCUUUUCAGGGGCCGAAAGUGGAAUCCUCUUCGUCAGAGAUUAGAUAGCUAUGACUACACUGUCAAGCAACACAUCGUUGGAUCUCUUCUGUUCACACCACUCCUACUUCUAUUACCGACAACUUCUGUUUUCUACAUCUUUUUUACCAUUAUGAAUACAACUAUCAGCCUUAUGUGUAUACUGAUUGAAGUCACUAUAUCUUUCAUUCAUGCCACACCAUAUAUCAAAAUUUUCCUUUGGUUGGUGAGGCCGAGAAGAUUUCCAUCUGGGAUAUGGUUUGAAAUUGUAUCUGUUUGGAGUGGUGGAAUUGAUUCUCCUAGGGAUAUUAAUUCACCGUCAGAGAAACUGCAGCCCGGAAAGGGCCUCACCGGAGAAAAAUCAUCUGUGGUGGUUUCAUUUCUUCAUAGUAACUUCUUGACUGUAGGACAAAUAGUCAUGCCUCACUACAACAAGGUUCUUUCUGGGAAACCUCGGACAUUGGUUGCCACUGCAGCUUAUGGAGUCCUCACUGGCAGACGGAUUCCAUCUUCAAUUGGAACUGAUCUUCCAACAUUUCCGUGGAUGCUAAUCUCCUACAAAGAGUAUUGGCGUCUCUGCCGCGAUUCAGUUCUUGUAUGCUACAGAGCGUGACAUGUAACCAGUCUUGCUGCUGCCAGUUAACACCUAACUGCAUUUAUUUAACCUAACCUGAAAUUUUGUUCUCCCAUGUAAACCAAUUUUUCUGUUCAUCGAUUUGUUUAGGACCGUACAGGCAACAUAUCCGAUUCAAUUUUGAAGGAUUGUAGGAUGAAGGGUUUUUUUUGGUAAAUGAAAACCAAGUUAUUUUUUAAAUUUGUUAUAGUUAAUUCAUCUGUUUCAUCUAAAAUGUCUGCUCUGUUGCGUAAUUGACGUGAUUCAAGUCUCAGGCGAUCGGAAGUCUGCUGUUGGUUGAUUCUGACCUAAGAUAAUUGAUAACAGGUGUGGACGGUUCAACUGGGAUGAAUUGAGCUAUAACACUGCUUGUCUCCUUUCAGUGGGGUCAUCACCUGCAGUUGCAAGUCACGGGCCGACGCCCAUACCUGGAUAAUUGAUAACAGGUGUUAACGGUUCGGUCGAGAAUAAAAAUGUGCCGGGGAGAAUUUCCAUUGCACUAACAUCGAGUGACAGAGCUAUUGUUGGGCUUAGUUAGGUCACAAUUCAGCCGGCAGAGAGCUAACUGAAAAGCAGACAGAAACGUUACGAAAUGCUUUUACACUUGGAAGCUUCAUGUUCUGCCUAAGUUGCAGAUCUCAAGUGAAGACCAGUACUUUCGUAAAGAAGCAAAACCCACACGUUUCAAGGCUAUGAUUGCUGCAUAAAACUGAGUUGAUGCCGACCUACAUUUAUUCUUGUUUUGUUUCCUUGUGCGAAAAGCUUACUAUGCUCUAGAUCAAAAGAUGGCUGGACAUGUGGUUAAAUCUCCCAAUUUUAAGUGUAUUUUAUUUUUUGAAAUUGUGACAUGACAAAAAUGCCUCUUAAGGUAAUUAUUGACUUGUUGUUGACUUU